AUUCUGAGUCUGGUACCUGUCAUUUCGAAGUAUCUUUUCGGCUGAUCCCGAAGUCUAAGGGGAUCUCACCGAGUUCCAACAUGGCACUGCCGGCCAGGUGGAGAUUAUUUGUUGGUUUAGCAGUCAUAUUUUUAUUCAACUGUAUCAACGCUCAAAAUCCUUUUCGGAGCUUCCAAUACAAAUACAGUUUUAAGCCGCCUUACUUGGCGCAAAAAGAUGGAAGUGUUCCGUUUUGGGGAUACACUGGAAAUGCAAUUGCCAAUGAGGAAAUGGUCAGAAUCACACCAUCUCUUAGAAGUCAGAAAGGUCAAAUUUGGACUAGAACACCAACUGAUUUCGAUUGGUGGGAGGUUGAACUUGUAUUCAGGGUAACUGGCAGGGGCAGAAUAGGAGCUGAUGGCUUGGCAUUAUGGUACACUGAAAGCAAAGGUGUUGAGGGGCCUGUGUUUGGCUCCAAUGAUCAGUGGAAUGGUCUUGGUUUGUUCUUUGAUUCAUUUGAUAAUGACAACAAACACAACAAUCCCUUCAUCAUGGCAAUGACAAAUGAUGGUACACAAAGCUAUGCACACCAAUUGGAUGGUUCCACACAGCAACUCGCUGGAUGUUUGAGAGAUUUCCGUAACAAACCAUUCCCUGUACGAGCCAAGAUCGAGUAUUACCAAAACACUCUUUCGGUAAUGUUUCACAACGGAAUGUCCAACAACGAGCAAGAUUAUGAAAUGUGCUUCAGGGUAGAAAAUGUUGUUUUGCCAAGGCAUGGUUACUUUGGUGUCACAGCUGCCACCGGAGGACUUGCCGAUGAUCACGAUGCGCUGAAGUUCCUUACUUACAGUUUGCAAAGUCCUGAUGCCGCCUCCACAGAUGGGGUUCAUAUAGCCGAAGAUGAACGUGCUAAGCUCUCAAAGGAAUACGAGGAGUAUCAAGAUAAGCUACAGAAACAAAAAGACGAAUACCGACAGGCUCACCCAGACGAAGCCGACACUGGCAAAAUGGAAAAUCCAGAGGAAUGGUUUGAAACUGAUAGUCAACGUGAACUGGGUCAGAUCUUUUCUGGUCAAAGCAAAAUGUUUGACGCCUUACGUGACAUUCAGCGCAAGAUGGAUGACCUUGUGGGCCGCCAAGAGCGCACGCUUAGCCUAAUGUCAGCUAUUCAAACUAACCAAGCAGGAGCCGUGCAAACGGGUGGAACGGGACCAAUUCCAGGCGUAGAUACGAUUCGUCGUCACGAAGUUGAAACAGCUUUAGCUAAUCAGCGUGAAAUUGUUGGAGCAGCUCGAGAAAUAAAAGCUUAUGUUACCGAAAUUCACCAACGUACUGCAACCAUCGUUCAAAAUCAGGGCAAACAGGUGGGGGGUUCUGCGCAACCCCUCGGCUACGAUCACGUCCAAAACAGUUUGAAUGAAGUCAAGGAAGGUCUUAACAUGAUUAAACGAGAUAUUAGUGUGACGGCCCAACGCUUGGCCGCGCAACCGGUCACUGCUUGUCCUACCAAUCAACCUUGUGUCACCACUACCAUUUUCGCAGUCUUUAUGGUCAUUCAGAUGGUCAUUAUGAUUGGUUAUUUCAUUUACAGGGAUACAAAGGAGGCUCAGGCCAAGAAAUUUUAUUAGGAAUGCAAAGCAAAUCACAUUUCCAAUUGUUAAAAAAAAAGGUUUUAUGUGGAGACCAAUGGUGUGAGGUAGUGGAAAGCCCUCCUGGUGAAACUAAGAUGUUGGUAAAGAAUUCCGGCGCAACUAUACACAUCAUUAUUUCCCCCUUUUUUUUUUUUUUUUUUUUUAUUGGUUUCCUUAAUGCAUAAUUUGGUGCACGAAUGCAAAUAAGUGGCAAUGUUUGGCUUACUUAAAGGGGAAACAAACGGGUUAACUGACUACGUUGAUGCACAUUUGCUCUCUAAUGUCAUUUCCUUGUGCGAAAGAAAACGCAAAAACUUAUUUCUUAAAAAAAAUCAUCUUAAAGAAGAAAAGCAGAUUUUUUUUUUAUCGUUUUCAUUUUUUGAUGAAUGUUUUUUAAAUUGCGUAGUGAAUGGAUGUGUUCUGCCUUAAAGGCGAAUAUUUCUUUAUUUUUCAUUUAUUUUUAUGUCUUGCGGAAUCAUUAUGGUACAUAUUCCAACUCCCACAAGUUUCACACCCACGAUUUUUCAAAACAAAACGUAUCAGAGAGAAAUACACUGCCUUCGAUACCACA
Messenger RNA from Daphnia carinata, 2184 nucleotides. It is a transcript of the gene ergic53, whose product is annotated as protein ERGIC-53-like. Bases 81 to 1610 code for a protein of 509 amino acids. Gene Ontology annotation, molecular function: D-mannose binding. Gene Ontology annotation, biological process: Golgi organization; endoplasmic reticulum organization; endoplasmic reticulum to Golgi vesicle-mediated transport. The transcript is spliced from 11 exons. NCBI's taxonomy places the organism in Eukaryota, Metazoa, Arthropoda, Branchiopoda, Diplostraca, Daphniidae. Gene Ontology annotation, cellular component: COPII-coated ER to Golgi transport vesicle; endoplasmic reticulum membrane; Golgi membrane. The record is from RefSeq and is a predicted model, not a curated record.